This is a messenger RNA of Podarcis lilfordi (Lilford's wall lizard), 25000 nucleotides long. NCBI's taxonomy places the organism in Eukaryota, Metazoa, Chordata, Lepidosauria, Squamata, Lacertidae. The record is from the annotation of a GenBank genome assembly.
AUGAAGAUGUUGGUUUUGAGAGCCUGCGGCUGGCAGAGUCUUUCUGGGUGUUCGCGGGCCGCUGGCUGGCUCUUCCUCCUGCUCCUGGCGCUGGAGCACCUCUGCGUGGCUCUCGCCUUCUCCACUUGCAAAACUCUGGACAUGGAUAUGAUGAAGCGCAAGCGGAUCGAGGCCAUCCGGGGCCAGAUCCUCAGCAAGCUCAAGCUGACCAGCCCGCCCGAGGUGGAAGACCCCGACUCGCGGGUGCUGCCCGAAGACAUUGUGGCUCUGUACAACAGCACCCUGGAAGUCAUCCGGGAAAUGACGGCGGAAGACCCCAAGGAGACCCCCCAGGAAGAGUACUACGCCAAGGAGGUGCACAGGUUCAACAUGCUUCCCCCGAACCACGGUGAGACCAUGGGAGAGAAAGGGGGUUUUUGUAUCUAGGAGGGCAGGCCAUGAGGUCUACUGGUUAGAGCAGGCCGAGGAACCCCCCCCCCCCCCGACCCUGCUCCUAUUCCUUUAGGAACAGGGUGACAUACAGAAAUUCAGUGGGGGGAAAUCUCCCCCCACUCAAAGGGAAAGUCCUCAGCCCUUUGAUUUCUCAGCUGUUAGGCAGAGGCGCAGGGCCAAUUUAGGAAGCUGGCAACCGACUCAAAGGUUAGGCCGGGGUAAGGUGCGACCCGCUGGCAAACUCGGGGCACCUGCCAGGUAUUUCAUUGCCUGAGACUUCAAAAAUAGUGGGGGGGGGGUCGCUGAGCACCUUGCAAGCUGCUAUAAAGGGCUGAGAGGCACUGAUGGAUGGCCUUGGGGCAGUGGCUUGCCCCAGGCCACCCACUGCUGUUUCCCAGGCCUCCUAAUAUUGAUUUAUAGUAAAAAGGUUAAUUUAAAGAACGAGAGAGAGAGAAGGAAAUGUUUGUUACUUUGCACUUAGGUUUAGCGAUGCAUUGGAGCAGGAUUCGCACCCAGAGUUUAAGCAAGACCCGUUUUUUUUUUAAAGCGUUCCAUGUGUAAAAUGGCAAUAAAUAUCUCCAGAGAAUAUGAGAUGAAGAAGGGGUUUGGGAAGAGGGGUGAGAGGUUCGCGCAUUCCUAAGAUGUUGAUAGAAACUGGAAAAGGAUAAGCAGCGCCUCUAAUGGGAUAAUUUUACCCUUGACCCUAAAACCUGGAAGCUUAUUUAAUUCUGCAGGACUUCCCACCAAUGCCUUAUGGCAAAGGGAUUUCCCCUAAGGUGGCCACCUUUUUAUUCCAGCCCUGCUCCUGUGCAGCAUCCCGGCAGGUGGAAAUUCAAAAGGUGAAGCUUUUCCUGAAAAACAGUGGGAAGUGUUUUGCCUCUUAAAAGUUCUGCAGGCCAGGCUCUUAAAGGCACAGAGCUGGGCGCAAACCUAAUGUGACAAAGGGUGCAAGGAAAUUGCACAAAGGAAAUAAAACCAAGAGCAGAGAAGCUGUUACUAGUUCUGGACAUGGCAGGAGAUACUCACCCAGCUGCCUGGUCCCAGGGAGGCAGCGGCAGCAGCCGCUGGAAGUUGGCAUGCGUUGAUCUGAUCAUUGCAACCACCACAUGCCAAGGUAUCCAUGGUGAGGACCGGCCCUUGAUACGGGGUUGGCAUUUAAAAAAAAAAAUAUUAUUAUUUCAGGAAACUGGGGCGGGCAGAACUCGGUCAGUCAGUCUGGGGCAGUGGGACCAGGCAGGAUCCAGAAUUUGCUGCCUUUUGAGCUGACAGUACUGGCUGCUAGCCAGAGCACAGUUUCAUCAGGGACAGAAGAGGGGCACCUAGUUCAGUGGGGAAAAGGCAGAGAACCCCCCCCCUCCACUGGACCCCAGGAAACCAGACUGGGAACUGACCUCUAACUGAGACCCGGAACUGCAGCUCCUACAGUCUGCAGCCAGACAGCACUGGGGUUGGACAGACCCACUCUAUAAACUUAUUCUUAAGCAGCCUAGGUUUACAUCCAUGCUUUUAAUUCCAGAAGUUUGGGGUGGAGGGUAGGGAGGGGACGGGAAAGCUGCCGGCAUUUGGCCACACGAGAAGUGGACUCUGUACAUACUCGAAAGUUAUAAAUAAGACAUUCUCCCAGAUGGGAACUUUGGUGUUAAAAAAAGAGAGGACUCAAUUAGGGUUUUUUAGGAGCAGGUUUAAGGCAGGUGAGUAGUGUCGUGAUUAGAACCGGUAUGGUCUUAAUGCGGAUUAAGGUUGUAUCGUUUCUGCCUCUUAGCUGCUGUUGUUGGUUCCACAGAGAGAGAGAGAGAGAGAGAGAGAGAGAGAGACAGAGAGAGAGCCAUUGCCUCUAGUUUCCACUUCCUUUCUCUUUGCACGAGGAUCCGGGCUGUCAUGUUAUAGCUGUGUCGGCAGGCGCUCUGUGAAGCCAGGCACCCGUGAGAAGUCCUCUGAGGAUGGGAGGAAAUUGUAUGUGUGUGUGCAAAAAUCAGCUUUCCCCCUGGGGCGGGUGGGGAUGGAGUUGGCGGGGAGGGGGCAGUGAAAAAGGAGUUUGGUCGAUCGGAUCUUGCGAUUUCCGGCAAAAACGGCCCAGCAACCCCCCCCCCCCCCCGGUUUCAGAGUUGCCUUCGCCACUUCUCCCUGAAGGCCCCUUGCUGGUCAACGUGUUGCAAUGCUACCGCACAGCUGCGGACAGGUCAAAGUUUGCAAAUUCCGUUUCGAAAAUUCAAGCAGGGGUCCUUUGCUUUCACCUCGGGAUUGGCUGCUACUCCCCCCCCCCCCGCCCCCGCUCCUGGGACUUCCACAGCAAGCUUGACUCCAGACACACACAAACAUACAGCAGGAAGCAGUUUUCUCGCAUCACUGCCUCUACGCCAGAAAAGGUUUCGCCUGGUCAACUCAUGGAAUCGUAGAAUCUUAAGAGUUCGAAGGGACCCGAGGGUCAUCUAGUCUGACCCCCUGCAAUGCGGGAAUCUCAGCUAAAGCAUGAUAGAUGGCCACCCAACCUCUGUUUAAAAAUAUCUCCAAGGAAGGUGAGUCCACCGCCUCUCGUGGGAGUCUGUUCCCCUGCCGAACAGCUCUUACUGUCAGAAAGUAUUUUUCUGAAUGUUUAGUUGGAAUCUCCUUUCUUGUAGCUUGAAGCCACUGGUUCGAGUCCUACCCUCCAGAGCAGGAGAAAACAAGCAUGCUCCAUCUUCUAUGUGGCAGCCCUUAAGAUAUUUGACGAUGGCUAUCAUAUCUCCUCUCAGUCUCCUCUUUUCCAGGCUAAACAUACCCAGCUCCUUCAACCAUUCCUCAUAAGGCCUGGUUUCCAGACCUUUGAUCAUCUUGGUUGCCCUCCUCUGCCCACUUUCCAGCUUGUCAACAUCCCUCUUAAAGUGUGGUGCCCAGAAUUGGAUACAGUACUCCCAAGUGUAAUAGUAAUAGUAAUUUAUUAUUUGUACCCUGCCCAUCUGGCUGGGUUUCCCCAGCCACUCUGGGCAACUUCCAACAAAGAUUAAAAAUACAUUAAAAUGUCACACAUUAAAAACUUCCCUGAACAGGGCUGCCUUCAGAUGUCUUCUAAAUGUCAGGUAGUUGUUUAUUUCCUUAACAUCUGGUGGGAGGGCGUUCCACAGGGCGGGCGCCACUACCAAGAAGGCCCUCUGCCUGGUUCCCUGUAGCUUAGCUUCUCGCAGGGAGGGAACCACCAGAAGGCCUUCAGCACUGGAUCUCAGUGUCCAGGCUGAACGAUGGGGGUGGAGACGCUUCUUCAGGUAUACUGUACUGAGGCCGUUUAGGGCUUUAAAGGUCAGCACCAACACCUUGAAUUGUGCUCGGAAACGUACUGGGAGCCAAUGUAGGUCUUUCAGGACCAGUGUUAUAUGGUCUCGGCGGCCGCCCCCAGUCACCAGUCUAGCUGCCGCAUUCUGGAUUAGUUGUAGUUUCCGGGUCACCUUCAAAGGUAGCCCCACGUAGAGCGCAUUGCAGUAGUCCAGGCGGGAGAUAACAAGAGCAUGCACCACUCUGGCGAGACAGUCCGCGGGCAGGUAGGGUCUCAUCCUGUGGUCUGACCAAGGCAGAACAGAGUGAUAUUAUUACUCUUCCUUCUCCAGGGAAGGAGAAACCACCUUUUGAGGGAGUCCUUUUCGCUGUCAAACAGCUCUUAGCAUCCAACAGCUGUUGUUAAGGGCGCAGAGGCAGGACCAGCAGGAAAAAGUUGGCCACCUGGGCAUUUGCACCCAGGAAGCCCUAACUCUUAGCUAUACUGGGCUUUCUGCAAUCCUUGCUGGGAAGAGCAGAACUCUUGUUUCUUUCCUUCCCACCUUUUACAGAAGUUUGCUCCUCGUGUGGAAAAAACGAGCCACCUGAAUGCACCAACAGAUGCCUGGAGCUGGGUGGGGUCUUUUUUUUGGGGGGGGGGGGAGACAGGAGACAAAAGAUAUAUGCUUUAAAAGAAAAGAAAAAAAUGUAGGGAGAUGCGCAGGCCCAGGAGGGGUGGUGGUGUUGGCAGCAGGUCUGAAGAGGCCCGAAUCUGCAAAGAUCGGAUCUUUCCCUUGGAUCAGAGGAUCCCGCAUCCACCCAGGGAGCAGCCGUCUCAAGCUUGUUUGGGGUGUAAUUACGUGCCUGGGAGUGGCUGGCACGCUGCCGAAACGGAACUCGGGCCCGCAGGCAGAGGCGGGAACUUGUACGUUUUGUGUAGUCUCUGGGAGAUAAGAUGGCAGCCCGGGAUAGUGCCAGAACGUGCCAGUCGUUCUUGGCAAGGAGGCGUUUGGGACCUCCUUGCCUGGCCAACGCAAAAUCCCCUUUUCUCGGAACGCGUUAGGCCAGGGUAAUUGCUGCCUCUUCCCCAGCACGCCUGCUCAGGUCGGGCCGCUGUUGAAAGCACAAGCCAGUCGGAAAAAAAGGUUUUAACAAGUUCAUUCCAAAAUCCACCGAUGCAAAUGGUCGUGUUAUGUUGCUGGAUAAAUCCUGCCCAGCUUUCUGUCAUUUGGGUGGAAGCAAAAGCUCUGAGGCAUGAAAAUUAUGGCCUUUCCCCUUUUAUUUAUUCCUUGUACAGUGGUACCUCGGGUUACAUACGCUUCAGGUUACAUACGCUUCAGGUUACAGCCUCCGCUAACCCAGAAAUAGUGCUUCAGGUUAAGAACUUUGCUUCAGGAUGAGAACAGAAAUCAUGGUCCGGCAGCGCGGCGGCAGCAGGAGGCCCCAUUAGCUAAAGUGGUGCUUCAGGUUAAGAACAGUUUCAGGUUAAGAACGGACCUCCAGAACGAAUUAAGUACUUAACCCGAGGUACCAUUGUAUCUUAACCAGAAGUAUAUGGAGGUUCAUGCCUACCUGCUUAGCAUCUGAGGCUGUAAGAAGACUCCUGCAUGUUUUAGAUUUGCGUAGAAGCUUUUCUUGUUGUUCUGCAGUGAUGGGAGAAGCUGAACCUAUUUGGGGUUUCUUUCACAUAAAUCUUAAAGGUGAAGGAGCCUUUUCUGGAGUAAGAGUAGAAGCUCCAGUUCAGUUCAGCUUCUGCAGUGUUUUAAACCAGGGGUGGCCCUCCAGAUGUUUUGGGAAUCCAUCUCAUAGUAAACUCUGGCCAGUCAUGGUCAGGGAUGAUGGGAGUUGUAGUCUGACAAGAUCUGUAGGGUCGCAGGUUUCCUGCCCCAGCAACAGAGGCUUGGGAGAUUAUGCAUGUUGGAACUCAAGUUCACCCAGUGACUGAAUUUGCAAUAGAUCUGGGACAGUUCUGUUUAUGGAAUCCAUAAGGUGUGGUGAUGGCUGCAGGUUCGAACACUUUUAAAAGGGAAUUAGAUUUAUGGAACAUAGGUCUCUCGGUGGUUAUGAGCGCCGAUAGCUCCAUAGAACCUCCAGUUCAGAUUCAGUAUAUCUCUAAAUGCCGGGUGCCAGGGAGGACUAUGGCUUGCAUGUCCCGCAGUCUUCCGAGAAACAGCUGUCUGUCUGCUGAUGCAACCGCUGGGUGCAAGACUCAAUGAACCUUUGGUCUGAUCUGGUGUGGCAAUUCUGAACUUCUUUUGUAGUUGCUGACAAAGGACAUAUGGCAUUUGGCUGUGGCACUCGCAGGAUAGCUGGCGUUGGUUGUGAGAACUUGUGGGUUUUCCAUCUCAAGACUGAGAGUGGCAUACAGCGUCCUUGUUCCUUUGGCACGAGGAUUUACGCUGGUGCAACUGAACACAGGCACGCCCUCCCAAAACCAGCUUCAGAAGGUGGGGGGAAUCCCACGCAGAUUUAUUGGGGGGGACGACACGGGGAGGAGAGGGGAGACGGUCCCCACUGUACAAGCAGAAAGCCUUGUGCUAAGGAAACGAGUGACUUAACACUACUUUGGAUUCAACCCUCUUUUCACUGGAAAUCAGAGAAUCAUAGAGUUGGAAGAGUCUGCUACAGAGCUGCAUAGAAGUGCAUUCAUUCAUUCAUUUAUUCACAGAAGCAUAGAAUGGUAGAGUUGGAAGGGACCUCAGCGGUCAUCUAGUCCAACCCCCUGCCAUGCAGGGAUCUUUUUGCCCCACGUAGGGCUUGAACCCACGACCCUGAGAUUAAGGGUCUCGUGCUCCACUGACGGAGCUAUCCCAGAUGCGUUUUGUCUAUUUGAUAUAUUUAUUUGAAUCUAUUUCUACCCCAUCCUUCAGUAGACAGAAAGCGGGAACGAGCCCCCACUGAACUCCUGUUGCAUGUCACCCAUCAUACUAUGAGCAUGGCUUAGAAAAGUGGCCAGGAAUCUGUUGCCCUGCAACUCCCAUCGUUCUUCACCGUCAGAUAUGCUGGCUGGCACUGAUGGGGACUGGAGCUCACCAACAACUAGAGGACCACAGUAUAAAAAAAUUCCUUCCAGUAGCACCUUAGAGACCAACUCUGUUUGUUAUUGGUGUGAGCUAUUGUGUGCAUGCACACUUCUUCGGAUGCGGCAGGUUCCCCAUCCCAGUAUCAUCAUGCCCUGGAUUUUUUUUCUGCAGUGCUGAGAUCCUGACCCACCUCCCACCUGUGGACACAGGGGCCAUUCCGUGCCCUUCCUCUGCCCAUUUGGUUGGCACGUCGUGUGCUCAGAGCACCUCAUUUGGUUCAGAGGCUGCCAGCUGCCGAUUCCUAUGCUAGGGAUCCGUUUCUGGUGAAUUGCGUCCUCCCCUCUGCCCCCUCCCCCCCCCCCGAAAGAGCCUGGUGUGAUGAUAAAAUAGCACGCCUGGAAGUUUCUGCAGAGUAUCCGUCCUUCAAACAGCCCCUUGGAACAGGGGGAAUUGCUAGUUUCCGACCAGGGCAGUUGGCAAAACAAACAACGGCAGAAGGCUCUGGGGGCGGGUGGAGAGGUAGCCUGACUUCCCUGUUUCGACAGAAGUCAAGCCACCCACAUUUCCCCAGCGUGACUUAACAGUUGAUCCACGUGGAAAGUUUAAGCAGGUGGGCAGACCGGAGCCUGGCUCCCCCGGGGCCUUUCCCUACAGGAAGAAUGGCCCCCUAAGUAACCAACUUCUGCUAGCGGUCCAGCUUACUCCCUUCUGUGGUCUGCUUCUUUCCUGGUCCUGCCGCUUCCUGGUCUGCGGCAGUGGCCUGAUGCUAGAACUGUGCUUAUUUCCCCCAACCAUUCUGCAUCAGUUAACGAGGAAAGAAACGGCACUUUAAAAUUAUCAGAGGGGAGAGAAGGCUCCCAGUGAAACUCUCAGGUGUGGUGCAGGGUUCUCGAUGCAAGGACUUUUCCUUCUGAGGUGGCACAGAGGGGUUCAUGAGUGUCUUUUCAUUCUAUAAAUUGCUGGUCCCAUGGUCUGCCCCCUUCCUGGGUGCCCAUGCGUCAGUCAAAACCCAGGGGAAGACUUCAUGGAGGUCAGGAAGUGCGGGCUGCAGAAAAUGCUUGCAGGAUAGAAAAUUGCACCCACUCUUCCACUUUGCAAUGAUGAAAUAGGCUUGAAAUCCUGCACCGACCCCAAAUUCUAAAUAAGUUAUAAAGAAAGUGCCCCGAGAAUGAAAACGCCGCGAAGAAUUUGCUUCCGUGAGAUGUUACAGUGGGCAUCAACAUGGCUGGCUUUAAUAGAAGAUUAGACAGAAGCAGAAGACCAGCUGCAGGAAUUAUGCUGGUCUGUGACCGUAAUAAAGUAAAUUCAUUCAUUCAGUUGCAGGAUAGAACAAGUAGGCCCUGCUUGCAAGAUGCUGGAGCAGAUGGUCUUUGGCCUGAUCUAGAAUAGCUCUUAUUAUGUUCCUAUUGCCAGAUCCUUCUUCCGGAUACACAAGCACCGGGAGUAUCUGGAUUUAUGGAAUGCGAAACCCUUGCCUCCCUGUUUACAUGAGAAACCUAUACGCAGCCUUUUAGUACUUCGCCUCCAAAGUGGCUUAACAAACAUACCUAAGCCAGUGCAAAUGAACUGAGUUCAGCAGCACACAUUUGGAGUAGAGAUGGUUAGGAAUGCACUGCAAGAGAUCAACAGCAGUAGCCACAGAGCUAUAAACCCUACAGGCAGAGAUUAAAUAAGGAUAAAUCCAAAAGACGACAGAGGAGGCCAUUUCUGGUAGCCACCCAGUCUCUAUUGAUUAUCUUGGUGAGUUUGCUGGUUUUUAUGGGAGAAGGCUGCCUAGGAACGCCAUUCAGGGCUUCAUAGUCUUAUCCCCAUUUUACAGCUGAGGGAAACUGAGGCUGACAGACACCAUGAACCACUCACAAGGUCACAAGGACAGUAGAUAGAAACCGAUCUCAUCCUCUUAUCUCUGGAGAUGUAACACUGAAAAGUCCCAAAAUAGCUUGGGAAUUUCCUUAGCCCGAUAAGCUGGGGCUGUUCAAUGGAGACAGCCUUAUCUCUGUCUUUGCAGCUGUAAAACAUAAAUCCUCAAUUUACAAGAGACCACAGCCUCCCUCCGCAAGAGUCAUGUGGAAACGAAAAGAGUUGACUGCACCAAACUUUGAAGAAGGGAAGUGGAAGUCUGACAGUCGGGUUUCUUCUGAAUACUGCUGUUGGAGUAGCGCUGAGACUCAGGGGGUGUGCUGAGGACUUUCCACUGAGGUACCCCAAGUUAGACUCAAAGGGUCUUGGGUCACCUUAAAGACUAUCAUACAAUGUACUGUGGCACGAGGUUUUGUGGACUCAAGCCCACUUCCUCAGGUGCGUGAAAUGAAAUCUUAGCUGGCAGGUGCAGAAAAGAGAAAACUUUGAGGAGGUGGGGAGCGAAAUGGCAGGGAGAUGCAAAAAUUAUGGCCGACGAUAGCCAGGUUUGAUUCCUCGUUCUUGGAGAUGAGUCAAGUUUAGGGUGUGUAUACGUCUUUCGAAAGAACUAGGACCAGGUUUUUAUUCUUAAUAGCAUCAUCAGCUGCCUCCUUUCUCUUUGCCACCCUAAAACUCUUGGACCUUUCAGGGCGCCUUGAUUUGCAGACCAUAGCAGGAAGUACUAUUUUAUCUCCACACAAGUGAAAAGAUUCGGCUGUCGAUUUCUACAGAUUGCUACUGGUCUGCCACUAAGCUUUUCCACCCCCCUAGUCGGUUGACAACCCAGCAAUGAUGGCUAGUGAUAGAGAAUCGCAAGUUCUUCACUGUAUGUUUAAUGUUUUGUGAUCUGCUAUGAGUGCUUAUUUGAUCAGGAGGUGGGAUAGAAACAGAGAAGACUACUUUCUUCUUUGGAAGCUUAGGCCCCUCCUCCUUUGCCUUUGUUGCUGAUAAAUUUUAAAUAAUAACAUUUAAUUCUUACCCUUUCAAAUGGGAAACAGCAAAUGAGUAGCAGCAUAUACACCAUACCUUUAAAUCACAUUCAAAGCAUAUACCUCCCCCCCAAAUAAUCCUGGGAAUUAUAGUUUGCUAAGGGUGCUUGGAAUUGGAACCCUGUGCAAAGGUAAACUACAGUUCCCAUGAUUUUUAUUUUUAUUUUGCAGGGGGAGGAAUGGUCUUUGAAUGUGCUUUAAAAAGAUGCUGCGUACACAGCCGUACCAGCAGAUCUUUAGAAAUUAAAGAAAGCAUCAUCCUAACAUGCAGACAGGAAUUAAGCAAGCGAAACUUUCCCUCCCUACUUGCAUUUCCAGGCCAGGAAAAUCUUAACAUUUCUGUUUGCUAAAUUAACUAAAUUUCUGCUUGCCAGCCUGCUGUUAAUGGCGCAAGAAAGAGAUGCGGGCCGUAGAACCAGGAGAAACCGUGAGACAGGGCGCCUGGGAAAAGUUUCCCCAAAACAAGAAUUUCUGCUUGCCAUGCAGCUAUCAAACGUCUCUCUCCUUCCCCCGACUCUUGCUCUGAACUCCACGUUCGCUUAAAUGCACAAUGGGCAUACCCUGGGCAUUCUCCUUUGCCAAGCACUGCAUGCUCUCUCUCUAUUUUUUUAAGGGGGUGGAAUGAUGAAGAAGAAAGGGAGCGUUCCCCUUAAACAUCACGGUCUUUGUCCUGGAGAAGGGAACAUGCAGGGCAGCUGAUUUGACCAUGUAUGUGGGACGAGAUGGGAUGAGGAGCUGGAGUCAAAGCUUCUUUGAUCCUGCGAGGAAGAGAAGCUUAAAAAUAGACUCUUCCUGUACCAUAAAUAGAUGCUGUGUCAGUGUCAGACGGCUGCAAAUAUGGGGCUUCGUUUUGGGGUGUGUCUGUGGCCUGUGGCCGUUCGCUUUCAGAGAGAGAGAGAGAGAGAAAGCCUGCAGAGGGCUGGAGCUGAACCAGAGAGCCCUGGUUCUCGGAUGGAAACUCGCUAGAUGGCCAAAGCAUCCUUUUCUCUCUCUUAACCGACCUUACUAGGAAAGCCGCGGCCAGGUUAUGGGAAGAAAGUUAGGAAGCCCCUAAGGAAAUUAAAAGCAACACUUUACAUCCCAUUGCUUUUAAACUCUGGAAUGGAAGUCCCAGUCAAUUUAGUGCAGAAUUUACUUCUGACUAAACACACAGAGGGAUGCGGGUGGCGCUGUGGUCUAAACCACAGAGCCUAGGGCUUGCCGAUCAGAAGGUUGGCGGUUCGAAUCCCCACAACAGGGUGAGCUCCCAUUGCUCGGUCCCUGCUCCUGCCCACCUAGCAGUUCAAAAGCACGUCAAAAUGCAAGUUGAUAAAUAGGUACCGCUCUGGUGGGAAGGUAAACGGCGUUUCCGUGCGCUGCUCUGGUUCGCCAGAAGCGGCUUAGUCUUGCUGGCCACAUGACCCGGAAGCUGUACGCCGGCUCCCUCGGCCAAUAAAGCGAGAUGAGCGCCGCAACCCCAGAGUCGGUCACGACUGGACCUAAUGGUCAGGGGUCCCUUUACCUAUUGUUUCAGAAAGUGUGGAUUAGGUAAGUUCACCUUUAAAUGCAGACUGAACAGACUUCAGAGUAAACAUGCACCAAAUCCUGCUGCUCCCCUAUUUCUGUGGGAGAAAGUUUCUUUGCGUAUAUGUUCAACUUAUAUGUCUGUGCAAUGUGUAAGGAUACAGGCACUCAUCUUGCGUUAGGGUUUAAGGACUCUGACGCAAGCCAUUUUCUUUUUCUUUUACUUUUAAUGCUUCAUUGAGAUUAAAAAGCAAACAAACAGUCAUCAAAUGAAUACAGUGGUACCUCGGGUUAAGUGCUUAUUUCGUUCUGGAGGUCCGUUCUUAACCUGAAACUGUUCUCAACCUGAAGCACCACUUUAGCUAAUGGGGCCUCCUGCUACUGCCAAGGUACUAUUUCUGGGUUAGUGGAGUUUGUAACCUGAAGCGUAUGUAACCUGAAGCGUAUGUAACCUGAGGUACAACUGUAAUACACCUUGCGAAAAAUUAACUUACUUUCUUCUUACGUAAUUUCUAUAGAGACUUCUAUAGAAGUCUUUCUAUAGAGACUAUCCGCAACGUAUUUGAUAUACCGCACUCUUCAUUUUCAAUCAUAAUGUAAAGGAACCCCUGACCGUUAGGUCCAGUCGUGACCGACUCUGGGGUUGCGGCGCUCAUCUCGCUUUACUGGCCGAGGGAGCCGGUGUACAGCUUCAGGGUCAUGUGGCCAGCAUGACUAAGCCACUUCUGGUGAACCAGAGCAGCGCACGGAAACGCCGUUCACCUUCCCGCUGGAGCGGUACCUAUUUAUCUACUUGCACUUUGACGUGCUUUCAAACUGCUAGGUUGGCAGGAGCAGGGACCGAACAAUGGGAGCUCACCCCGUCACGGGGAUCUGCAGUCCCCUACAUUUUCAAUCAUAGUAUAUCACAAUUGUCUUAUUUCCCUAAGGUUUCCUACUAUUCCGCAAACCAUUUUCAAAUGCUCCCACAUUCAACAGAAACCUACCUGCAAGUAAAGCAAAGGAAGAGGAAGCUGGAUCUAGAAACAUUCUAAUCCAGCCCUCUGGAAGUUCUCCUUUAUGAAGAGGAGCAAUUGAAACUAACAACAUUUUAAUUUAUUUAUUUUUGCUGGCUGGCAUUGACUUUUGAUGCCUCUCAUUUGGCGCGUCCUCACCCCUCGGGCUAUAGGACCUUCUGCCCUUGCCUGUUCCAAUGACAUGUAGAUAUCCUAAGUUAUCACAUGGUUGCCAACUGACCGGGGAGAGAGAAAAACCAAGAUUAGACGGCUUCUAUGCCCUUAUAAAUCACUUGAUGCAUGGAAAUCAGCAGGGACAAGCUUUUUCGCCUCAUGCAGAUAAGCAUCAGCACCUGCCGACACCUGCAAAGCAAGUGGCAAGUUAAAAAGCACAGGAGCGUGGGCUGGAUAAAAAAGUUGGCAACCUCAUCCUCCACACCCUACCACUCUUCUUUGCAGCUAUGCCAAACUCCAGCGCAGGUUCCCUGGCAGGAUUCUGUUGCCUCUGGAGGGUCAAAUUUCGGAAGUAUGUGAGAGGAGUCAAUUAAUAGCGAUGGGCAAUCCGAAACGCCAGAGGGGACUGCUUGGGUGGAUCCCAGGUUUCUCCUUCCAGAUCUCCAGGAAGACGCCACAUCCUAAUGCGUACAUCAAUAACAGAAACAAAAGCCAAACAGGAGCUCUGGAAACCUGCUUGUAAAUGCAUUUCUUAUUUAAAUCCCACACCAGCCUUUGUCAACUUCGUAAGUUUUGGACUACAAUUCUCAUUCACCCAAGCCUUAGGAGUUAUAGGCAAAAACAUCUGCAGUGGCGAAGGCUGCCCUAUGACCACUGCCUCUGUAAGGGCCUCCUCAUGCUUUGCCAUGACUCAGGAAUGGCUGACUGCAUAUUUCUGCGUCAAGUGCAACUUCAGAAACAAUUUGAGCCUGCUACGUAGAAUUAUCCUUCUCCCCAUUUCACAGAUCCUGGGACUGAGGGGGAGCAAGGUUGCUACACUGCAAGGAGACCUUGCUCCUUUAUACAUAGGAAUCUGGUCCUCUGUGUGUUUUAAACAGUAAAGGGACCCCUGACCGUUAGGUCCAGUCGUGACCGACACUGGGGUUGCAGCGCUCAUCUCGAUUUAUUGGCUGAGGGAGCCGGCGUACAGCUUCUGGGUCAUGUGGCCAGCAUGACUAAGCCGCUUCUGGUGAACCAGAGCAGCGCACAGAAACGCCGUUUACCUUCCCGCUGGAGCGGUACCUAUUUAUCUACUUGCACUUUUAUGUGCUUUCAAACUGCUAGGUUGGCAGGAGCAGGGACCGAGCAACGGGAGCUCACCCCGUCGCGGGGAUUCGAACCGCUGACCUUCUGAUUGGCAAGCCCUAGGCUCUGUGGUUUAGACCACAGCGCCACCCGUGUCCCCUUCUGAAACAAUACCUGCAUCGAAAUUCAGCUGUCCUUUGAAAUUCGCAGUGCUCUGAAUUUUGCGGUGCAGUUCUCCACCUGAGUAAUUGGAACAAAAAAUGCAUAUACAGAGGUGGAGUUUGCAUAUCAAACGCCUACGUCUGUGAAAAUUGCUUUGCAAAAAUGUGAGCGUUCGGCAAAACUGCACACAAAAGUACGUGUAUCCGGAGGGAAAUGCUGGUGAAUUUCCAUGAGGACGUACCGUAUUUAUCUUUCUAUAAGACGCCCCGUGUAUAAGACGGCUCCUAUUUUGGGGGACUCCAAAUUAAGAAAACAUCCCUCAGCACUACCCGUGUAUAAGACUAGCCCCAAUUUUAAACCUAAUUUUUUGGUUAAAAAAACCUAGUCUUAGACACGGAAAAAUACGGUAUAUAUCUAUAUAGAUAUAUGUCGCAAAUCCCUGUGGAAAUGUGGAAAACCAAAGAUUAUAAAACUGAGAGGAACCAAAACGGACAUAAUUGCGCAUCCCUACUGAGGAGUCAGUUUUGUUGUCUUCAUUGGGACUUAGUCUCUGAGCAAGUGUGCUUAUGGUGUCCGAAUCCAGCAGCCCUGUGACCCUCCAAAGCUCAGUUUUGUUUUCCAUUCCAAUUGUAAGUUCUGUUUUUCAUUUCGUUUGUAAAUUCCUAACAUUCAGCGAUUUGCAGCUCAACUCUUGCUGGGACAUUAAUCGGAUUGCCGGGGAGUUCAGACGUCGCCUGAAGCUCUUGCAAAGCUUAUAUUCUCUUGACACCUUCCAAAGGAAGAAAUACAUAAUUUGGUCGUGUUUGAAAUGGAACCAGCACAAACAAACAGAAAACAACUUAAGACUCCUCUCCUAUUCUCUUUAUGCAGAAGGCUACAUACCAAAGACACCCUACUCUGUCUUCUUUGGGUUCAACUUAUCACAAAUCCGGAAAACCCUUCAUGACUCCAGUCUGCUGUACCGUGCUGAACUGAGAAUGCGCAUCUCUGGAACGGUUCAGGAUCAGCGACUGGAGCUUUACCAGGUACGAUGGGAAAAUGCUAUCGGAGUUCAAAGAUGCCCACAAGUUGUACCCUCUCGCCUGGAAACUGUUCAGACUGUUUGGAGAUGCUUAUGGUUAUUCGUGGGUGGAAAGAGGAAAUUUCUCAGCAUAUGCUCAGAGGCAUUAUUUUAUUUGCACCCAGGGACAACAGCUGAUUUCAAAGACAGGCCCCUGGAUCAUUGCUAAUGAUCAUUCAUUCGUAUUAAACCCCAAACAAGAGCAGGGACAAUAUUGCUUGCAUUCUAUCCCUGAGAAUGAGGGUGGUGGGGUGGGAAGAAAUUGAAAUUUCUGAUUUUGAAAUCAAAACGAAGGCACAUUUAUGCAAAUUAUGUUCAUUUGCCAAAAAAAGAAAAGAAAAAGUAUGUAUUUGUUUGCCUGCAUUAGUCUGGAGUAUUUCAGCUGCAGAAAUCAAAAUAUUGUGGGGAAGAGGUAUCUGUAGCGAGGGAACUGGAAUCUAGGAAUGUUUAGGGAAGCUUUUAAUGUUUAAUAGGUUAUUGUAUUUUAAUAUUCUGUUGGAAGCCGCCCAGAGUGGCUGGGGAAACCCAGCCAGCUGGGCGGGGUAUAAAUAAAUAAAUUAUUAUUAUUAUUAUUAUUAUUAUUAUUAUUAAUCUCUCGGCAUAUGCUCAGAGGCAUUCUCAUAUUCACACCCAGGGACGAUCCCUGAUUUAGAGGACAGCUUCUGUGGAUUAUUUCUAAGGAUCCUUUAUUCAUAUUAAGUCCCAAACAGGAGCCAGGACAAGACUGUUUGCCUUCUAAUAUUGACAUAGAAUUUGGAGGGACCAAAUGCCCACUUCAUGGUUCCCCUAGCUCUUCUGCAGAUGUUGCCCCUGUUUUCCAGUUCUGCCCCAGAAACUAUAACCUUGAACUAGAAAUUAAGCGAUAGCAUUUGAAUUCAAAGUGCUUCAGCACAUCGUUCUGUCGAACAAUGAACCACCCUUGGUCUUAUGUCGGAGAUGGAGAGACUGCCUUGUUUACACUUACCCUUUCCAUCCAGGAGCAGAUCCACUCGAUCAACAGCACUUGGUACUACAUGGACGGGCGUAUGGUGAAGGUGAAGAACGAGAAGGAGUGGCUUUCGUUUGACGUCACCUCCGUCCUCCGGCAGUGGCUUGGAAGCACAGGUAAGCCAGGAAGUACCUAAAGGUGUGAGCGGGGCAGGGUCCGAGAGUUGAUGGCAGCUGGAAAGAGUAAUUCGCUUGGGGGAGAGGAAGAACAGGAUGUGUGACAAAAGAGGACAAUGGUUAACUAGAGGCUAAAAAGUGGUUUGUUGGAAGAACUGAGCCUAGCCCGCCGGAAUAACCACAGUUAGUUCUCUGCCAAGUUUGUUGUUGACUCGCAAACCAUGCCACCUUUAGCACGUCCAAACAACAGCCUUGCUGAACUAUGGUUUGUUUGGACCCUCGAUCCCAGACACCUGCCGGGUUACAAAGGCGUUGUUGUUGUUUAGUCGUUUAGCCGUGUCCGACUCUUCGUGACCCCAUGGACCAGAGCAUGCCAGGCACUUCUGUCUUCCACUGCCUCCCGCAGUUUGGUCAAACUCAUGCUGGCAGCUUCAAGAACUCUGUCCAGCCAUCUCGCCCUCUGUCGUCCCCUUCUCCUUGUGCCCUCCAUCUUUCCCACCAUCAGGGUCUUUUCCAGGGAGUCUUCUCUUCUCAUGAGGUGGCCAAAGUCUUGGAGCCUCAGCUUCAGGAUCUGUCCUUCCAGUGAGCACUCAGGGCUGAUUUCCUUCAGAAUGGAUAGGUUUGAUCUUCUUGCAGUCUAUGGGACUCUCAAGAGUCUCCUCCAGCACCAUAAUUCAAAAGCAUCAAUUCUUCGGCGAUCAGCCUUCGUUAUGGUCCAGCUCUCAUUUCCAUAUAUCACUACUGGGAAAACCAUAGCUUUAACUAUACGGACCUUUGUUGGCCAGGUGAUGUCUCUGCUUUUAAGAGCAACAGAAAAAGACGCCAAGCGUUGUAGGGCUACAAGUCCCAUCAUUCAUGACCACUGACAAUGCUAGUGUGGCUGAUGGGAGUUGUAGUCUAACGACAUCUGGAAGGCCCCACAUUGACUAUCCCUGGUAUAGCACAUGUCUGGCAGUAGCAGCCAGCUUUCACACAAACUAGCCUGUUAGAUGAUGUGUGAUUUGUCGAACAAACCACGGUUGAAGGAAACCGUGGGUUGAACGUUAUGUGCAAGCCCAUCCAUUGACAGAUAUAUCUUCUUCCAGAUUCAGGUAGGUAGCCGUGUUGGUCUGACAUAGUUGAAAUAAAUUAAAAAAUUGUCCAGUAGCACCUUAGAGACCAACUAAGUUUGUUCUGGGUAUAAGCUUUCGUGUGCAGUGUGCAUGCACACGAAAGCUUAUACCCAGAACAAACUUAGUUGCCUCUAAGUCCUAGCCGCCCCUCCAAGGCAGUGCCAACGUGCUUAUUUCUCCAGGGACUAGAAUUGUGGGGCAACCUCUCCCUGCUUUGCCUUUGUGCCGGAGGUGAGAGGGGGAGAAAAGGGGGUGGAAAAAAACAAAACAAUGCCGCAAUCCGCUGAGUCGGCACACCACGCCCUGGGCACACUGCCACAGUGUUUUGGAAGGAGCCAGAUCAAAAGUGCACAUGCGUCAGGCACACUUGCCAUGCGCCACUCCGCGGCUGCAUUCUUUGCACAGGUUGCUACUGAAAGGAGAGGAGAGGAACGCAAGGAUUGUGAUGUUGCAAGCACUAAAUUUCUUGCGUCCGGGUGGCCGUCUACCUGCAACUCACCCUCUCUGAACUCAAACCCCUUUUUGCCUUAGUAAGUUGAAGAGGUGACGACAGUCGUCAGCUGCAGGAAUGGGUAGAGAAAUAUUGGGGGUGUGGUGAUUUAGAGGAAAGGUGGGGUCAUAUUGAAGAGAGUGCCAGCCUCACUGCCCAGCUUCCGUGUUGGGCUGGGCUGCCCACAGAUCAAAGACAGGCUCAGAUCUUGCCAUGCUUCAAGCGCCAUUCUCUAUAUUUCUUAAAGAUACCACACGGAAGUUUUAUGUGAGUGCCUUUAUGUUUGGGGAGGAUGAGCUCGCAUUAAGGCACACCUACCACCCUGCAUUCUUGGGAUAAAGGGCAGAAUGCAAAUAAAUAAUUUUUAAAAACCUCGCGCUUUCAGAAACAACACGCAGACCAAAACACAGCAGCCGUCGUUUUAAAUUUUGCACUCCUCCAGAUUUCGCAGGGCAGUUUCCCCAGCCAAGUAACAAUCGCAGAAAUAGAUUGAUAUGCUCGUGUGACGUAGUGCGUGGGUACAUUGCUGAAAACAGCUUGGGGAAAAAGUGUGUCAUAUUAGGUGGAAAUCGUUCGGCAGAAAUAAGCACGUCGGACAAAAUUGCACAUGGAAUUGUGUGUAUUGGGAGAAUUUUGUAUUAAAAUGCUAAUGAAGUCUCAUUAGGACUUAAAAAAAAACUGAUUUGGAAAUCUGGAGAACUGAAUUUCAGAUUUGAUUCCUGUCACAGAUGUUAAUGUUCCUAUCUAUGUGUUUGCCACUUGUUUUUUUUAAAGGCAGCCUCCUUAAUCACACACCCAAAACUUUGUGUAAAGAUUGGGGGUCGGGGAGGAGCAACCAACAGACAUUGUCUGCAGCCAACAUCCGUACACACAUGGGCUGGUGUCCGGAGAAGAAAGGCGCACUUGGAUUUAAUGUGGCAAACACCUAUCUUCACCUUUGGGCCCCUGUUGCGUGUGCCUCCAGGGUUGCGGGUUCAAAUCCUUACCCCGCUCCUGCUGGGGGCUAUGAGCACGACACCCGAAAAUCCACGUUGUUUGUAUUUCAGAGCCUCUGGGAAGAUUUCGCCUCAGCUCCCACUGUACCUGUGAAAGCGGGGUGGAGGAACUGAAAGUGGAAGUUGAAGGUAAGAGCUAAGGAAUGGGGUCAGUGUCCUGGUUUUCCAGGGAUGGCUCUCCAUCCCUGUUUCGAACCCGGAACAUCCCUGUUUCCCCUGCCAGCGCUGCCAGUGAAAAAUGGGGGACAAAAAAUGGAGGGUCAGUUGUGGAGGGAAGUGAGAAUCGUAGAAUGGGCAGAGUUGGAAGGGACCCCAGGGGUCAUCCAGCCCAACCCCCUGAAAUGCAGGGAAAUAGGAAAUGUCCUUAUGUUGUAGGGUUUACAUCUAAUGCCUGUAGUGCCAGCUUUAUUGAUUGAUUUAAAUUCAUGGCCCGUCCUUCACCUUUGAAGGCGAUCCAUAGCUCCUAGCCCUGAUGGCUAUAAAUUGCUUCCACGGUUUGAGGCAGCAGUGUUUCUGAAUACCAGUCGUUGUGAAUCGCAGAAGGGGAGAGAUCUCCUGCGCUCGGAUCCUGUGGGCAUCCGUCCGGCCACUAUGAGAACAGGAGGCUGCUGGACGAGGUGGGAAACAAGGCCAGAUCUUUCAGGCUUUUCUCAUGCUCUCAGGCCCCGCCAAAGGCUGUCUUCGGUCCCUGUCUGGCAUCUCCCUCGUCACUUGCCUGUCAACAACUGGUAAGCGCAGGCUCGGCGGAUUCCGCCUUCAGGACGAGACUUGCCUCCUUCUGGGAAUCGGGCCUAGAGAACUUCCUCAUCCUCCUGACGCACAUACCUGCCAUACCUUCUGCCCAGGGUGGGGUUGUGGGGGGGGGGCGCCGUGCCAGUUCUGGCGACACUUUUGUCACAUGAUUCAGCUCGAUGGGAACCUCCUCUAGGGGGCAGCGUGAAGCACGAGCACCCGCAACACACACACACACAUACACCCCCCUUGCACACGCAAACUAGCACACACCCGCUGCGUUUCGUCAGCUAAAUAUAGGCUGCCGUGCUGACAGCAAACAGCUUCACCGUCGGAUCGCAGAAAGGGUGGUUCUGUCGUGCUUCUGGCGGCUGGCACGCUCCAGAAUUCCAGAACGCUUCCCUCCCUCAAUGCACUUUCCACUGCAACACUGUUGUUUCACACCUGCGCACCUGACUCACUUUACUUACAGCAAACAUAAGAGUUGGCCUUUUCCCCUCUCUCAGGGUGCCUCAUAUCCCUGCCGUGCCCAUGUUUUUUGGGCUGUGGGGACGCAUCUGGCUGUAGGGAGGCAAGCACAGGGGUAACUCUGGAGCAGGAGUCGGCAGCGUGUGGCCCAUGGGCCAGAUGCGGCCCACGAAGACCGUUUUACCGCCCCACGAGCUGCCCCUGAACUGAGCUGCCUGCUCAGCGAGUCCCCCCCGUGCUGCGCUAAACCAGUGGAGCACGGCACAGGGACUCACCGAAUUAUGCUGGAAAUCGAGUCUGCGCAUUCGCAGGUACCAGGAAUCUGCGCAGGCACGAUUUUCAGUGUCUGCGCAUGCGCAGACGCGAUUUCUGAUGUCGCGCUGUGCCGGUCCAGCCCACAGACGAUCUCCGCGGGAGUGAUCCGGCCCAUGGCCGGUAAGCCUUGCCGACCCCUGCUCUGGAGGGUAGGACUCGGACCAGUGGCUUCAUGUCACAAGAAGGGAGAUUCCAACUAAACAUCAGGAAAGAACUUUCUGACAGUAAGAGCUGUUCGGCAGGGGAACAGACUCCAUCGGGAAGUUGUGGACUCUCCUUAGAGGUUGGAUGGCCAUGUGUAAUGGAUGCUUUAGCUGAGAUUCCUUCAUUGCAGGGGGUUGGGCUAGAUGACCCCGGGGUCCCUUCCAACUCUAUGAUUCUAUGGCUCACACAGGGGUGCGGUGGGCAGCCUCUUUGGCAAAUGGCUGCUUUUUGGCCCCCAGGAGCCUCCAGCGCAGUUUAGGAACGACUGCCUUCCCACUUGUGGGCCGAUGGGAUAGGCAAACUUCCUGCUCCUCAGCAUUUAAUUCCCAUCACCUAUCCUAGCAUGGGCAGCAGAGUGGGAAGGAACGGAGAAGUCAGCGCAUCUGAAGGUCCUCGGAUGCCCUCUUCCUCCACAAUCGCACCCAUAACCCCACACAUUCCUGAUCCCAGUGGGCACCACAUAAGGUUGCUGGCAGAAAGAAACAAGCCAAGUCGGUCGGGCAGCACAGCCUUCGCCCAACCUGCAGCUGCCCUCCUGAUUUUUGUGCCCCCAUAUAUACCUAAUUCGAAAUAUAAACAACAAUAAAGCACAAAGUAAAAUUUCAUUUUCCAAGAUGAAACAAGUAACCUACAGUAAGAUGGAAAACAAUGUUUAUUUUUGUGGACUUCCACUUCCUUUAAAUUUGAAUUUCUCUCUCUCUGACUUUUUCUAAUGGCACAGUCAGAUCCUCAAAGCUAAUCUUGCGCAACACGUCUGCAUCUAUACUUAGUAGAGAGAAGGCACCCAGCUUGCUUUGUUGCAUAGUCAUCCUGUUGUGAUUUCUAAUUGACUUCCGUUGAGAAACCCAGCACGGCUGAGCAGCUUGUGGCCAUUAAUGUGGGGGAAAAAAUCUGGCCAUGGGAAAUUUCUGCGAUGCCCUGAGCACAUGCUUAUUUUGCUUAACGGUUCAUUGAGAGCUCUGCCCCCACCCAGACAAGGAAGAGGAAUGAUCAGGAGACCAAGAACGCUUCCCAAAAGGAGGGUUAGGGGAUGGGAACAGCGUCAGUGAGGGCUUUGGCCUAGGAAGAGUCUGGUGUGGUAAAUGGCAUUCCAGUCAGUGCCGCUGGAGGGUAUUUUCCCUGCCUGCCCAGUUCCCGUUCCCCAGCCACGCCGUCGGAAGCUGGUACUCGGGGAAACAUUUGAUCGAUGUGAUUUAUAAAGCGCCUUCACCCUUAUUAUUAUUUUAUUCAUGCGCUUCUAAAGGGUGGCACUGUCGGUUAAACCACAGAGCCUAGGACUUGCCGAUCAGAAGAUCGGUAGUUUGAAUCCCCGCGAUGGGGUGAGCUCCCGUUGCUCGGUCCCUGCUCCUGCCAACCUAGCAGUUCAAAAGCACGUCAAAGUGCAAGUAGAUAAAUAGGUACCACUCCGGCGGGAAGGUAAACAGCGUUUCCGUGCGCUGCUCUGGUUCGCCAGAAGCGGCUUAGUCAUGCUGGCCACAGGACCCGGAAGCUGUACGCCGGCUCCCUCGGCCGAUAAAGCGAGAUGAGCGCCGCAACCCCAGAGUCGGCCACAACUGGACCUAAUGGUCAGGGGUCCUUUACUAAAGGUGCCACCACAAGGUGUUUCACAUAUGGCACCAUCCAGAUGGUUUAAAACAAAAUAAAGCCCGUGCGACACGUCUAAUGAAUUCUUGUCUGUUUCCAGGCACCAAAUUAAGGAGGGGUGAUCAGCAAGGGAUCAGCCAGGCAAAACAGCAGCCCCCCUAUCUUCUGGUGAUGGCGAUGCCCCCCGAGCGGGCAGACCACCUGCAAAACCGCCGGCAAAAGCGAGCGGCAGGCAUGGAGUAUUGCAGCCAGUGAGUGGCUUCUGGGUUUUUUUGUGUGGGACUCUUUCGCUGUUGAGAGCCUCUUGGGUUAUAAAGUGGGGUGACAGCUCAGCUGGUAAAGCAUGAGAUUCUUAAUCUGAUGUUCAUGGGUUUGAGCCCCACGUUAGGCAAAAAGAUUCCUGCAUUGCAGGGGGUUGGACUAGAUGGCCGCUGAGGUCCCUUCUAACUCUACAGCUCUAUGCUUCCAUGAAUGAAUGGAUGAAUGCACUUCUAUGCAGCUCUUUAGCCAAAAAGACUUCUUACAAAAAUCAGCGUUAAGACAGUCCCCGCCCUAAGGCUUACAAUCUAAAAACACAUCCUCCUCGUCAUCAUUAUUUAUUAAAUUUAUCGGCCGCCCUUCAUCCUAAGUUUACAGGGUGGUUUAAAAUAUGAACAAAACAAAAAUGAAUACCAUGAUAACAAACAAAAGCAAUAUUUAUUAAAUUUAGAGACCGUCCUUCAUCCUAAGAUCACAGGGUGGUUUACAAUAUAAAAACACAAAAAUGAAUACCAUAAUAACAAACCAAAACAACAAUGCGUCCAUAGUUUAAAAGGCCAUGGGUAGUUUAAUUAGCCUGGGAGAAGAGGAAUGUUUUUGCCUGGCACCUAAAUAUAUGUAAGGUGCCAGGCGAGACUACCUGGAGAGAGAAUCCCACAAAUGGGGCCACCACAGAAAAGGCCCAUUCUCGUGUUGCCACGCUCCAGAUCGCUUGUGGAGGAGGAGGCACACGAAGAAGGGCCAUGGAGCAGGAUCAAUUUCCCACUGCACUCCUGGCUGGGUUUCAGGAUCUGUGGUUUUGCGGCAGCUAAACUGGUGACUGGGACUGGCCGCCGAAACCAUAUAACACCGGUCCUGAAAGACCUACAUUGGCUCCCAGUACGUUUCCAAGCACAAUUCAAAGUGUUGGUGCUGACCUUUAAAGCCCUAAACUAAGGAUACCAGAUUUUUUUCAAUGAAUCCAGGGACACUUUUCAACUUCAGUCGGAAUGAUAGUGGAAAUGAUAGGAGACUGAUUUAUAAAUCCGGGGACUGUCCCCUAGAAACGAGGACGUUUGGUAACCUUACUCCUAAACAGCCUUGGCCCAGUAUACCCAAAGAAAGGUCUCCACCCCCAUCGUUCUGCCCGGACACUUUGGUCCAGCUCCGAGGGCCUUCUGGCGGUUCCCUCCUUGCGAGAAGUGAGGCUACAGGGAACCAAGCAGAGGGCCUUCUUGGUAGUGGCACCCGCCCUGUGGAACACCCUCCCACCAGAUGUCAAGGAAAUAAACAACUAUCUGAUUUUUAGAAGACACCUGAAGGCAGUCCUGUUUAGGGAAGUUUUUAAUGUUUGAUGUUUUAUCGUGUUUUUUAAUAUUCUGUUGGAAUAUUAGAGUGGCUGGGGAAACCCAGCCAGAUGGGUGGGGUAUAAAUAAAUAAUAAUAAUAAUACAGUGGUACCUCGGGUUACAUACACUUCAGGUUACAUACGCUUCAGGUUACAGCCUCCGCUAACCCAGAAAUAUUACCUCAGGUUAAGAACUUUGCUUCAGGGAUGUGAGGGCGAUCUGGCUGCGACAUCUGUCACCCCAUUGAUCGCCAGGGUUGAUUCGGCUGAUCUGGCUGGCUAGGUGGGUGUCCCCUUCCUCCCUCACCGCUCCAUGUGCGUCCCUCCCGAAGCUGCGCGCUCGGUGGAAGAGGACGACCAUCCCAGAUAGAAGGAGUGUACCGUUCUUCGGUCAAGGGUAUACGAUAGCUGCGCUCCCCUGCUAGAACCUCCAAACAAGCUCAAGGUCCAUUUGUAGGAGAACGUAGGGUAGUCAAGCUUCCAAGACUCCAGACACAUCCAAGUAAGGCGCUGCAUGUGGCAGUUUGCCAGUCUUAAAAUAAAUAAAUAAAUAAAUAAAUAAAUAAAUAAAUAAAUAAAAAGAACUUUGCUUCAGGAACAGAAAUCGGGCUCCUGCGGCGCGGCAGCAGCGGGAGGCCCCAUUAGCUGAAGUGGUGCUUCAGGUUAAGAACAGUUUCAGGUUAAGAACGGACCUCCGGAACGAUUGAAGUACUUAACCUGAGGUACCACUGUAAUUAUUAUUAUUAUUCUCUCAACUCAUAUUGGGUUCUUCUGCUCCAGGUCACCAGAGGAGAAGAAAUGUUGCGUGAGGCCCUUGUACAUCGACUUCCGCAAGGACUUAAAGUGGCGAUGGAUCUCCCAACCCAAGGGCUACUAUGCCAACUUAUGCAUGGGUGCCUGCCCCUAUCUCUGGAGCAUGGACACUCAGUACAGCCAGGUGAGGACGUAAAAAGCUCCUCAGCCCCCCUCUCCCAAAAGGCUUCUGACUCUUGCAUCUCACCCCACUUCCUCACACACAACCCUCCUUUGGGGUUUGUUCUGAAGCAUUCCAAAAACUGCUUUAAAAAAAUCUCAAAAGCAGGAUACAAAAGGAAAGCAACAGAACGGUUUCAUAGAAACAGAUGCAAAGACAGAAUUCGGCAAUGAACUGUUCUUCUGGGUCAGAGAAAGCCUGGGGAAAAAAUAUAACUGUCUACAAGGCAUCUGGAAGCAACUGGUAGCCAAUUCUUUGAGGACGGCAGGUGGGAAGGGCAUUCGAUAGGCCGGGAGCAACAACAGAAAAUGCCACUGUCCUGUGAUGUGCUUUGCUGCAAUAAAAAUGACCAUAUUUUUUGCUCUAUAAUACUCACUUUUUCCCUCCUAAAAAGUAAGGGGAAAUGUGUGUGCAUCUUAUGGAGCGAAUGCAGGCUGCGCAGCUAUCCCAGAAGCCAGAACAGCAAGAGGGAUUGCUGCUUUCACUGCGCAGCGAUCCCUCUUGCUGUUCUGGCUUCUGAGAUUCAGAAUAUUUUUUUUCUUGCUUUCCUCCUCCAAAAACUAGGUGCGUCUUGUGGUCUGGUGCGUCUUAUAGAGCGAAAAAUACGGUACUCGUGCAGUGCCAUGAGUGAAACUUGGCAGCCAUUAUAAACGUGACCUCUGCUUUCCUGAAAACGUGGCCUCCCGCUCCCUAGGGUGAUCAAUCCGCCUUGUUACCUUUCCAGAGACGUAUUUUCUUAUUUUGUUUCGAUAGGUCCUGUCUCUGUACACCCAACACAACCCAUCUGCCUCAGCCACGCCCUGCUGCGUCCCAUACGAGCUCGAGCCAUUGGGGAUUGUGUACUACGUCGGCCGCCAAGCCAAGGUGGAGCAGCUUUCCAACAUGGUGGUCAAAUCCUGUCAAUGCAGCUGA